Molecule: messenger RNA, 321 nt
Organism: Arabis nemorensis
Lineage: Eukaryota; Viridiplantae; Streptophyta; Magnoliopsida; Brassicales; Brassicaceae
Source: the annotation of a GenBank genome assembly
AUGAUGAGUUUGGAAGUCGUAGUAACCGGACUUUGGAAGUCUUUUCCGGUGAACAACGGACCGGAGCAACGGUUGCAGGUCGGAGUAGGUAAGGAUAGUAGCCCAUCUUGUGUAGGAGGGAUGGGACGGGGUGGGAAAAACGGAUCGAUGUACAUCUCAUGCCGGAGCAGCAAUGAACGGCGGCCGAGGCUUCAUCAAAUCUCGGCGGUGGAUUGGGCCAUAUUGUCGGUGGAGCAAGCGAAGAAGCCACCGACUGGGUUUCAGGCGAGGUCAUGGUGGGGAAACACCGGUGAUGGGGACCUCACCCGGAGCAGAGCGUAG